This is a messenger RNA of Moesziomyces antarcticus, 2049 nucleotides long. Its product is annotated as kinase-like protein. The coding region runs from base 1 to 2049 and encodes 682 amino acids. Gene Ontology annotation, biological process: protein phosphorylation. The transcript has a single exon. Gene Ontology annotation, molecular function: ATP binding; protein kinase activity. Lineage: Eukaryota; Fungi; Basidiomycota; Ustilaginomycetes; Ustilaginales; Ustilaginaceae. The record is from RefSeq and is a predicted model, not a curated record.
AUGGACAGGUUCGACGUCAUCAACUUUGCCGACCUCUCCGGCCCCAACGGCGGCGACUGGGUCCGCAUCGGCGGUGGCAGCUUCGGCGUCGUCUUCAAGGGCGAAUACCUCGGAACAGAAGUUGCCAUCAAAGAGGUCCUCCCAAACAACACCUACGACGUCGAAAAGUACUUUGAGCGCGAAUGCGUCCUCAUGAAGGAGGCUCGCCACCCCAACAUCGUCCAGUACAUCGGCCUCACAAAAAGCCCAGGCCCCGACGGCAGGAUCUACAUCAUCUCGGAAUUCGUCGGCGCCAACGUCCGCUCCUACAUCGCAGAUCACUCCAAGCCCUUCCCAUGGCGCCUCCGCAUGAGCUUCGCCAUGGACAUGGCCAGAGCGCUCGCCUACCUCCACGCACGCAACUGCAUGCAUCGCGACCUCAAGGGCGAAAACCUCCUCAUCACCGCAAACGAGCGAAUCAAGGUCUGCGACUUUGGCUUUGCCCGCAUCGCCGCACGCAACGAAGACGAGAUGCGCAGAAUCAGCUACUGCGGCACCGACGGCUACAUGUCGCCCGAGAUCCUCCUCGGCGUCGACUUCAGCCUCCCCUCCGACGUCUUUUCCCUCGGCGUCAUCUUUGCCGAGAUCGCUUCGCGCCACCUCGUCGACUCGCACACCUUCAAGCGCACCAUGCCCAGCUUCGGCCUCGACGCAGACGAGGUGCGCGAAAUGGCUUCCGAAGGCUGCCCUCCCGCCUUCAUCCAGCUCGCCCUCGACUGUGUCGAAGAGGACCCUCGCGACCGUCCCGAGAUGCGCCAGGUCGUCUCGAGGCUCCGCGACAUUGAGCGCGAGGUGCUCCUGCGCGAAGAAGCCGAAAACCGCUACGCCAUCGGAAGCGUCCGAGGCGCCACCAUCCAGUCCAUCAUGGGCACAAAACUCAAGCGCGCCGCUCCUCCACGCCUCCCAAGCUUCAACGGCGCCCUCAAGCUCGGCAGCCGCUCCCAUCCCGGCUCAGACGACAGCGGCGACGAGAUCGAAGAGGCGCUAGCCGCGCUCGAAAAGAUCGGCGUCGACCCCGACGAUGCCAGGUCGCCCGGCACCAUCAAGGGCUCCAACCCGAGCACCCUCAAGGUCUCGGGCCACGGCAACCCAUGGUGGAGCGACGAUGCCACCGAGGGGCUUCCCAGCAUCAACCGCAGCUGGCUCGCCUCGCCCGGCGCCGCCGCCGAGCGCAUUCGCCAGGAAUCCGAGGCGGCUCUGCUCGACAAUGCCGACUACGCCGAGAGCGACUACAGCACCUCGGUCGUGCGCUCCUCCAAAAUGACCCAGCGACAUGCGCCGCUGGCCAUGCUCGACGAACGCGCAUCCACGCUCUCGGUUCGCACGCUGCGUCAGAGCGACUCGCCGCUCCUCAUCCCGGCGCGCAGAGGCUCCGCCGACGCAUCGGCCAUGCAGUCGUUCAUGACCGCACGCACGCACCGUCCCGACCCGUCCAUGGCGCUCGCCACCAUCGCUUCGGUCAGCUCCGGCGUGAUCGAGCCCGUUCCGAUUUGCCAUCGAUUCACGCUCGUCAAGAACGGCACGCGCCGACCAGCCUCGGUCACUGCAGCGGCGCAGCAGGCGGUCUCGGGCUCGAGCCACCAGCACGCCAGCGCCUACCCGAGCCUGCUCCCACCCGCUGUCAUGCUUGCUAACGCCCUCGCCAAGUGCUGGGUGUGCGGCAAGCGUAUCGGCUGGAAGCCCUUUAUGGACUGCGAUGACUGCCCCUACAAAACACACGUCGCUUGUGCCGAGCUCGCGCCACCCACGUGCCAGGACGUCACCAUCCCGCUCGCUCCGGGCGGCAGCAGCGUCCAGCCCGUGCUGUCGCCGCACAAUGCCUCGCGCCGCAACUCCAAGGCCACCGACGUGGGCGACCAGCGCGAGAUCUCGGCGGCUGCAGCCGCGCUCCGCCGCGCGUCGCUCAAGGACGACACGGACGACCCAGCGUCGCCGGCGAUGGCCAAGCCAAAGACCAAGAAGAAGCUCUUUGGCGGCUCGGCGGUGAACAAGAGCGCCGUCCGGGCUUGA